Molecule: messenger RNA, 1578 nt
Organism: Ruditapes philippinarum (Manila clam)
Lineage: Eukaryota; Metazoa; Mollusca; Bivalvia; Venerida; Veneridae
Product: prohibitin 1-like
Exons: 6
Coding region: 162-980 (272 amino acids)
Biological process (GO): mitochondrion organization
Cellular component (GO): membrane; mitochondrion
Source: RefSeq, a predicted model, not a curated record
CCGGCUUUUCACUUCCGGUUAAAUACAUGCUGCAGUUUCGUCAGAUUGACAUUGAAUUAUUUAACAUCUUGAAUUGCAUAAUCUAAACUGAAUUUUAUUGAAAUUUUAAUUUCAAACACAUUCGUCAAAGAGAUACAUUUGAUAUAUUGUUCACUUAAGUCAUGUCUCGUCUCCUUAACUCGAUUGGAACCAUUGGUGUAGGUCUAGUCGCCGCCGGGUCAGUCAUAAAUUCAGCUUUAUAUAAUGUUGAUGGUGGACACAGAGCUGUGAUAUUUGACAGGUUUCGUGGUGUACAGCAAACCAUUAUUGGAGAAGGAACACAUUUCCUCAUUCCAUUGGUACAGAGACCCAUUAUAUUUGAUAUACGAGCAAAACCAAGAAAUAUCCCUGUCGCCACAGGAAGCAAAGAUUUACAGACAGUGUCCAUUACAUUAAGAAUCCUGUUCAGACCAAAACCAGAAGCAUUACCACAAAUAUACACAAACCUUGGUGUGGACUAUGACGAAAGAGUGUUGCCAUCAAUUACAACUGAAGUUCUCAAAGCUGUUGUUGCACAGUUUGAUGCCUCAGAGAUGAUUACACAGAGAGAAAUUGUAUCAGCAAAAGUCAGAGAAGAACUAACAAAAAGAGCAGCCUCCUUUAGUUUACUGCUUGAUGAUAUUUCAUUGACACAUUUAACAUUCAUGGCAGAGUUCACCAGCGCUGUUGAACAAAAGCAAGUUGCUCAGCAAGAUGCAGAACGUGCAAGAUAUCUUGUAGAAAAGGAAGAACAAGUAAAAAAAGCCGCCAUUAUUCGAGCGGAAGGUGAAUCACAAGCAGCUAAACUUGUUGCUAGGGCCAUAGGAGAUGCAGGAGAAGGUCUUGUAGAACUUAGAAAAAUUGAAGCAGCUGAAGACAUUGCCUACCAACUAUCACAAUCACGGAAUGUUAAUUACCUCCCUUCCGGACAGCAAACUUUAUUAGCUCUACCAUCACAGUAAAUAAACCCAAAGGAGGAAAAAGACUCUGAACAAUUGAGAGAAUUGAAAUAAGUGUUCUUAGAGAUUUACACACAGUAUAUUGUAUAUUAUGAGACAGUUAUGCUUUACGAUAUAUUGUAAUGUUAAUGAUGAACAGAUUUAUCUAUAAGAAACACAUACUGAGAAGUAAAUCCACAUACUUAAGUUGUAUAUAUAUUUAUAUAUAAAACAAUAUAUAUAACACAUAUUUCUCUAUUAUUUUCAUAUGUUUAAAGGGUUCAAGGGAUAAACCUUUAAAGUUAUUUGUAGGUUUUACUUGCCAACUCUCUAUAUUUUUAAUAGAUCAAAACUAGUGAAUGAUUUCCAUAGAUAAUAUCAUAUUCUACGGAGAUACAGAAGUUAAGAGUAAUAUCGGAUGACAAAAUUCUUUGAAUAAUUGUUUCUGUGUGAACUUUAGUUACUUAUAUAAGAUGUAAUGCCUGUUCUGGAAACCAGCCAUAAAAUAUACAUGUGCAUGUAUAAUGAAAAUGAUUACCUCUUUUAAUAUAGUGAGGUUUAUGAUAAUUCUUUUUUAAUGAUGUUUGAAUGUGCUGGUAAAAAAUAAACCUUGAGAAAGUUA